This is a messenger RNA of Clavispora lusitaniae ATCC 42720, 732 nucleotides long. NCBI's taxonomy places the organism in Eukaryota, Fungi, Ascomycota, Pichiomycetes, Serinales, Metschnikowiaceae. The record is from RefSeq and is a predicted model, not a curated record.
AUGUUAAUUUUUUGUUUUCUUCAAUAUAUUGAUCACACAAUCCUACAGGUAGAUGCAUCAAUGAAGUCUGUAUCAGAUGUACGGUUGAUCUCAGUGAGAUUAUUUUUACGCACCACUGAAGACUGGAAAUCGAUGAAAAGGGAACAUGACAUCAUACAAUUGCCCAACUUCAUAAAUCCACAUAAUUCGACUCUAAAGUUUAAGAAAGAAAAGCAUGUUACGUUUCGUAAGCCAUACUUGUUUACAAAGACGGCCAGCGUGGACUAUUGGGUAAAUUCAGUACUCGAAUUUGUACUUGAACAAAGCCGAAUCAAGAACUCAUUUGCUCACAUGAAGAAGUCAACCUGCUUAACCUUCAUGGUAUUUCUUGGAGCACGUGGGAAGGAAUACAUCGAAGAGAUAUACGCAAUGUUUCCCCAAAACUAUGACGGGCUAGUGUUUAUUUCUCUGAAUAUUGACGAAAAAUUCUUCAGCAAUCCGAAUUAUAAUUGUACUGAUUCCAAGCUAAGCAGGAGUUUAGCUGGAUACUUCAACAUAAUUGAUCCAUUAGGAGGUGGUAAUUACCCGCUAGAUUAUUUGAUUGUGAUUGACUCUAGUCCUUUUAUGCAUUGCAAGUUGCCCCUUCGAAUUGGUCUGUACAAUAUGGGGCAUCUGAAAUUUGGCAUCAACCUUACUCAAUUAGGGGGACUUUUUCAGGAGUAUUUAAUUUCAUUUCCUGAAGAGCUCCGAUGA